This is a messenger RNA of Oryzias latipes (Japanese medaka), 2168 nucleotides long. Its product is annotated as flavin-containing monooxygenase 5. The record is from RefSeq and is a predicted model, not a curated record. NCBI's taxonomy places the organism in Eukaryota, Metazoa, Chordata, Actinopteri, Beloniformes, Adrianichthyidae. Gene Ontology annotation, molecular function: flavin adenine dinucleotide binding; NADP binding; N,N-dimethylaniline monooxygenase activity.
GCUUUCAUGAGGAGGUGAGAAGAGCUGACACAAAAUCUGAGACUUGUUUUAGAAGUGCUUAUUUUCUCAUCUUUUCUCAUGCUGUUGGUGCUCUGCUGGUGGCUCAAACAAGCCAUUUGGGGGAUUUGUGUUAGAUAAAUUGAUGCCUUCUUUGUUUCCUUUUUUUCUUUUGUGGAACGUGGAUCAGCAAUGCCUCUCCGUGUGGCCGUGGUUGGGGCAGGCAGCUCAGGCCUGACCUGCAUUAAGGCCUGUGUUGAUGAGGGCUUGCAGCCUGUCUGUUUUGAAAGCAGUGACGACAUUGGAGGCUUGUGGAAAUUUCAGGAGCUGCCUGAGCCAAUGCAAUCCAGCAUCUACCGCUCUUUGGUGUCAAACACCUCUAAAGAGAUGAUGUGUUUCAGUGAUUUUCCCAUGCCAGAUGACUAUCCAAACUACAUGCACAACUCCCAGCUGCUGCAGUAUUUGAGGCUCUACACUGAACAUUUUAACUUACUGAAAUACAUCGUGUUUCAGACCAAAGUGAGAAGUGCUACACAAAGACCAGGCUUCUCUGUGUCGGGACAGUGGGACGUAGUGACGACAAACAAAAGCGGAGAGGAAGAGCAUUGGAUCUUUGAUGCGGUUCUGGUUUGUUCAGGACACUACACCCAUCCAACUUUACCUCAAUUGGAUUUUCAAGGGCAGGAGACUUUCUCUGGCAAAUGUUUGCACAGCUGGGAAUAUAAGGAUGCAGAGCCCUACAGAGGAAAAAGGGUGGUGGUGGUCGGCCUCGGCAACUCUGGAGGAGACAUUGCUGUAGAAAUCAGCAGAUCUGCAGAAAAGACAUUUCUCAGCACACGACGUGGAGCCUGGGUAAUCGGUAGGAUGGCCGCCAACGGCCUUCCUCUGGACAUGACGGCCAUCACCAGGUUCAACGGCUUCAUAACGCAGCUGCUUCCCAGAGGUUUUGUGAACUGGGUGACUGAAAGAACACUGAACCAGAAAUAUGACCACGACCUUUAUGCUUUGAAACCCAGACACAGAUUUAUAGACAGAAGACCUUUGAUUAAUGACGAUCUUCCCGGUCGAAUCCUCCAGGGGGCGUUAGUCAUAAAGCCCAACCUGAAGGAGCUCAAGGACACAUCGGCUGUGUUUGAAGAUGGCUCACAGGAGGAGAACAUUAGUGCAGUGAUCUUUUGUACUGGUUACAAAGGAACUUUCCCCUUCCUGGACACUGCCCUGUCUGAAAGACCACAUGGGGAGUUGACACUGUACAAAAGAGUAUUUCCACCAUCCCUGGAACACCCCACUCUGGCCAUCAUGGGUCUUUUUCAAGCUAAAGGACCAAUCAUCCCAGUAGUGGAGAUGCAGGCUCGCUGGGCUGUUAAGGUCUUUUCAGGCUCAACCCAUCUUCCACCCAAAGAAAGGAUGCUAGAAGUCAUUGAGUCUGAUAGAAAGAGGAACAUAAGAAGCUAUCCCUGCCCACAACAGGCUGCUCUGCAGAUAGAUUACAUACCAUACCUGGAUUUCAUGGCUACUGAGGUGGGUGCUCGGCCAAACCUCCUGAAGCUGCUCCUGAGAGAUCCUGUGCUCUGGAUGAAGGUCGUCUUUGGUCCCUGCACUCCCUAUCAGUACCGCCUCACUGGGCCUGGACAGUGGACGGGGGCCCGAUGCGCCAUCCUGACUCAAUGGGAACGGGUUGCUAAACCUUUCAAGACCAGACUAGUGCCCCAACCUGAGCCCAGGGCAAACUUUUUAUAUUCUCCCUGGUCAAUUGCGCUUGUAGGAACUGUGAUAGCAGCAGUGCUUUUGUCUGCAUUGGUGCAAAAUGCAACUUUGCUCAGGGGCUCUUGGUCCCCUGGCCAUUGAUAUGGAGAGGAAUAUUCACUGUAGGAAAAAUUAAAUAAACAGGUCAACAAAGUACAUCUUAAGCUUUUGGUUCAACUUAGUACAGAGUAUUUUUAUUUAACCCUCCUGUUGUGUUUGUGUCAAAUCUGACCAAUUUACAAUUUCAAACACUCAUACUUUUGUCUCCAUUAAUGUAGGGAAAUGUCUCCACCUAAUGGUCUUUCUGUGUCACUAGAGAAUUCUGCAUCAUGUUCAUCAUUAAAUCAGAUUUCUAGUGCAUUUAUGUUUUGUGUUUAUGUUUAUGUAGGUAUGGUUAAUACUAAUAAAGUUGCACAUUUUGUUUG